UUGGCCGCACAAAGAGACGUGCUUGAUGGAAACCGAAACAAACCAAGCCAGAGCUGGACCAAAUUUGAGCCAAGAGGGACCUGGAGCUGCAGUGUAAAGUCAGAACCACCUUCCUGUUAGGACUCUGGCCGCUGCAUUUUGGACCAACUGGAGGCUCCUUAUAGUACUUUUGGGGCAGGCGGCGAGCAGAGAAUUACAGUAAUCAAGUCUGGAAGUAACAAAUGCAUGGAUGAGUUUUUCAGCAUCGUUUUUAGGAGAGUUGACCAGGCCAAGCUGAGCGGCCCUUGGCAUGGCGGGCUUCCUGGAUAACUUCCGCUGGCCUGAGUGCGAGUGCAUGGACUGGGGAGAGAGGAGGAACACUGUGGCCUCCAUUGGAGCAGGGGUCCUGUUCUUUAGUGGUUGGUGGAUCAUGAUCGAUGCAGCGGUCACAUACCCGAGUCAGGAGCAGAUGAACCACGCCUUCCACACAUGUGGAGUCUUCUCCACCAUUGCCUUCUUCAUGAUCAACGCUGUGUCCAAUGGACAGGUGCGAGGGGACACCUAUGGAGAGGGCUGCUUGGGGCGCACCGGGGCGCGACUGUGGCUAUUCCUGGGCUUCAUGAUGAUGUUCGGCUCCCUCAUUGCCUCCAUCUGGAUCCUGUUUGGGGCUUAUGUUGUUCCAAAGAAGGAGGUGGCUCCAGGACUGGCUGUGUUCUUUCAAAACGCCUUCAUCUUUUUCAGUACCCUGAUCUACAAGUUCGGCCGCACAGAGGAUCUCUGGGGAUGAGCUGCAGACUCCUUUCUCUUUUAAGCAUGUUUUAUAUUUGUUAUUUAAGUCUGUGAAAACGUGGCAUUGUGUGGGCACUCACAUUUAAAGAUGGCAAUACUUCUUACACACUAUUUUGUACGUUACUGCAAAAUAGCUGCAUAUAUUGGUUGCAGUCAUUUGAUUUUAAAACUGAAGUGGGGGGCAGCGCAAAAUUGUAUGGUAUAAUUUAAUUUUUUAAUUGAAAAAAUACUGAUUUUGCCCUGAUUUUUAUAGUUCAUAUCUCUGUAAUUACUUGAACUAAGGCCAGAUUAUAUCUUUACCAAAUCAGUGAAAUGUGGUGAUAUUAUUCACUUAUGCAGGCUUGACAAUAAACAUGGUGAAUUAAUGUCAUAUCAAAAAUGAUUAGGCCUAACUGGAAUCUUGUCCUCCAUUUAAAAUAGUAAAAUCUAGAUUUAAAAUUGUGAAGUCUGGAUGGAGAAACAGCAGGUACACAACUGUUAAAGCUCCAUCUGCCCUUUUGAAGCACAUCCUCAUGCAGAAGCAAGCUCACAACAUUAGCUGGAGAUAACACUGGACUGUAUAUAGCCCCCAUGUCCUGAUUGUGUAUUCUUUGUGGUCUCGUUUAAAGGGCCUAUAUUACGCAAAUUUGAUAUCUAUGUUAUAAUGCUGUGUCCUCAUCAGAAACAUACCUGGAGUUGUGUUUUGUUUCAUUCAAACAUGUUUAACACACAAAGCCUGUAUAUUAAGGUUGUAUUUCUUCUCUUAGAUUAUAAACCAGUGGUUCUUAACCUGGGUUCGAUCGAACCCUAGGGGUUCGGUGAAGUUCAAGACACACACCCGACUAUGAUUCGCGGACUGCGAGUGUCUCCAGACGCUGGCCAUGUCCCAAUUCAACAAAUGCACCCUUUGAUGUGCCUAUUGAAGUACCCGCCCAACUUAAAUGAGCCGUUCGAAUGGCAUAAAAAUGAAGAAAAGGAACAGCCUUUGCUGUGAAAAUGACAGGAGAGUGGCACUUGCCAAGGUGAAGUCAUGCAUUUCUGAACUGGUCUCUCAAAGGCAACAGCAGAAGUCACACUGAUUUGCAGUAAAUAUUCAUUAUUAUUCUAGCCUGAUGGAAAUUAGGUGAUGGGUGUGUGUUAAAAUGUUAAAAAUAAUUAAAAAAAAUAGCAUAAAUAUAAGUUAAUUAUUGGAAUACAUAAGGUUAAAAAUUAAAAUAAUUUCAGUGUGGUAGUAUUAAAAAAGGUCAUGUCUUUGUAAAAAGGUAUGUAUGUAAUUUGUUGUGAGUUCAUGCAUUGUAUUGGUUUUAUUCUUUGAACACAGUGAUGUUAAUGCACGAUUCAUUUUGUGCACCAGUAAAACAUACAUAUGUCUUGAAUUUGAAAAAAAUUAUAUUUUAUUUUUCAAUACAGAAGGGUUCGGUGAAUAUGUCUAUGAAACUGGUGGGGUUCAGCACCUCCAACAAGGUUAAGAACCACUGUUAUAAACACUUUGUUACACCUUGUGAUGUAAUACAGGAAGUGCUCCACUAUGUUUUUAAACUCCAUACAACUUCACAUUUAAGCAAUUUGCAACACUAUAUAGUGUGGAAAGUUUUGUGUAAUAUAGGACCUUUAAACUGUGUUGAAACUUUGAAAAUAAGCUGUUAUUUGUAGAAUCUGUGAAAAUUUUGUAAAUAAUUGAGUGGCACCUUAAUGUUGUCAGCAGCCAAAAGGGAAUGAUGCAUUUGUUCAAAAGAGGAACUAAAGACUAAAUCCACUUUUUUCACCACUAAACCGUGUAUAUGGUGUUGUAACAGUAUUAUCUAUUGUUCCUUGUCAUUUUUGGCAACUUUUGACAAACUAGGGCAAUUUGCAGCUUUCUGGUCAAAAAAGCUUAAAUCUUAGUUUGUUCUGUCUUCAGUGGCCACUCCAAUUUCAAGCACUGCAUAACAUCACACAAGAGUGCCCUGAAUACAGCUAGGUGUUUCUGAUUACACCUGGCUGCAGGAGUGGAUUAUGAAAUGUGGAUAUUUGUUAGACACUGUUCCUCAUAUGUCCAGACCAUAGAUUGUGUCUAUAUAAAUGAAUAUAGCUAACCUGCUAGCCUCCCCAUUCCAAAUACAAAGUGAGAAAGGGCGCACCAUCAGUUCCGACUCAUCUACUAAAAAAACGUCGCCCCUCUCUGUAACAGCUUCUCUCAGGCUCGUCAUUUUAACCCAGUCUACAUGAUCCUGAGUUUUUUUUUAUUUAUUUUGCAAUAUGAACAUUAAUAACAGACCAAUCUUUCACAGAGGCCACUCGCACUAGCAUUAGCAAAACAGUGGUGCUGGCAGAAAUAGGGUUACCUUCCACAGUCUUAUUCCCGAUUGGUUCUUUGGUUGCUAUGGUACUCACUGUCAGAAUUCCAAAUAUGGAAUUUGGCUCCAAAUUUGGCUCCAAUACUAUAACUGCUAGUCUCAAUGAGCUUUAUUUGGAUGGAGCCAAACGCCAUGGAUGACGUCACAGUCAGUCCACUUCUUUACACAGCCUGUAGUCCAGACCCCGCUCCUCUUCCCCCUCACUCUAACCAUUAGUUCUCCAGGUAUUACCCAGUUUAACAGCUCUAUUUGAAAUGUGGUUGUGGGCAGAGUUUAAGUCUAGUUCCACUUGAAGUUUACACUGUUUUGUCAUUUGUAAACAUUGAUGCACACUUAACUGCUGUUUAAAAUGAAAAUGUCAUAGACCUCUUUCAGUCCAUAUUUUUAACAUCAAAGAGCUUCGGUUGGACACACUGUAGCAUGUGGAUCUUUGGGUAGGCCUGUCACGAUAAUUAGUAUUGUAGUAUUGUUCAGUAUAGGAAACCUGGAAUAAUGUAUUUUUGGGGUCAAUAUUUAUUGUGUGUACUCUCUUUAUUUUUUUUACUAGAAAAUGGUUACUUUUUGGCUACAUAAUAAUAUUUAUGCUGAAUUAAUAACUUUAUUGCAGCCCAUGAUUUUUUAACAAUAUUGUAUAUUUGGAAUAUUUUUGUUUAUUAUGUCAGUGGUAUAAAGUAGUUUCAGUAUUAUUGUUUAUCAUCUAUAUUUACUUCAGCAAGAUAUUGAACUUCAAAUGUUUUGAUCGUGACAGGUCUAUCUUUGGGUGUACUUUUUCUAUUCUGAGAAUGUGUAAAUAGUGUACCAUGAGUGUGGUUUGUAGUGUUUUGAAUGCGGCAGCACGCAGUGUUAAACGGGUGAGCACUUUUACACAUGAUCGAACAGUAAAACAUAU
Messenger RNA from Periophthalmus magnuspinnatus, 3972 nucleotides. RefSeq names its product transmembrane protein 50B. Gene Ontology annotation, biological process: late endosome to vacuole transport via multivesicular body sorting pathway; protein targeting to vacuole. Lineage: Eukaryota; Metazoa; Chordata; Actinopteri; Gobiiformes; Gobiidae. The coding region runs from base 290 to 766 and encodes 158 amino acids. The record is from RefSeq and is a predicted model, not a curated record. The transcript is spliced from 8 exons.